Molecule: messenger RNA, 2123 nt
Organism: Polyodon spathula (Mississippi paddlefish)
Lineage: Eukaryota; Metazoa; Chordata; Actinopteri; Acipenseriformes; Polyodontidae
Product: hyaluronan mediated motility receptor-like
Exons: 8
Coding region: 1-972 (323 amino acids)
Cellular component (GO): membrane
Molecular function (GO): hyaluronic acid binding
Source: RefSeq, a predicted model, not a curated record
AUGAAGGAGCUGCAGGCAAUGGAAAUGAUUCGCCACCUAGAGGAAGAGAAUAAGCAAAGAGACCAAGAGAUCCUUCAACUGCAAGCCCAAUUAAAUGGAAAGAAUGAAGAGUUGGAGAGGAUGAACAAGACUCUCAGCAUAGAUGUUACCAAACUGAAAGAAGAGCACAGCAGUUCGUUAAGGAAGAUUGGAGAGAUGGCAACAGAGCUUGAAAGCAACAGAGUGUCGAUGGCUGAAGAGAUUGAAUGCCUUACAACUAAAAAUGCAGCUCUUCAAGAGGAGAUCAUCCAGGUCAAACAACAGUUUGUUGAAGAGCAAAAACAACUUGCAGAAACACAGCAGUCCAAAGAAAAAGCAAAGGAAGAAUAUGCCAGGAUGUUGUUGGAUGCCCAGACAAAACUUGCCCAGAAAGAAUCUGAGUUAAGAAAAACAGAACAAUCUUACACUGUGGAAUUAACCAAACUUCAGGACAGGAUAGAAAGUGAAAGACAAGAGUACCAGGAGCAGCUGAAAAAGAUUGAAUGUCAAAGCAAACACGUUGUGGAUGAAGUUGAACUCUUGGAACUAAAAACUGAAGUCAAGAAAUGGAGAACACUGUAUGAAGAAUUAUACAGCAAGGUCAAGCCUUUCCAGCAACAACUCGAUGCAUAUGAGGCAGAGAAAAAUGCCCUUCUGAAUGAACACGGAGCUGCUCAGGUGGAGCUGAAUAAUAUUAGUGAUGCUUAUGCUAAACUGCUGGGCCAUCAGAACCAUAAACAGAAAAUUAAACAUGUUGUGAAACUAAAAGAACAAAACUACAUUCUGAAACAGGAAGUCGCAAAACUGCAGGGUCAGUUAUCCAAAAAUUUAAAGGAACAUCCGGUCCAGCCUUGUAGUAGGUUUGAUCCAUCUAAAGCAUUUAAACAUGGCGGCAAGGAGAAUGCUCAGCCGGAAAGCCCUCUUGGAAGGAAACCUCAGAUGACUCGCCAGUAAGUUGUACCUGCUUGAUGAAGAAGCACAAAUGAAGCUGUUUUGUUUUGAACAAUCAUCAAUGUUUUUACUACUUCACCAAGGGAAGCAAGAAAUGUAUAUAAGUAAAAUAAACUAUAAUGGGGUUUUUGCUGCUUUAGGGUUUUUAACUUGGUUAGGUUAUUUGUUUCUGACUUUUUGGGGUUUGCUAUCCUUAGCCCUGUAUAAAAUGCUAUUGUGUGUUGGCUGUAAAACUUAAUUGUGUAAGAGAACUGUUAUACUGUCACACGUUAGUUUGUACUACUUUUAUAAACACGACUGCCUAUUUUACUAAUUUUAGAUUAGAAGACACCAAAUACUUAGUAUCUUGUAUUUAUCAAGUUACAGUGUUUGUACACAACCUCAUUUAUUGUUGCACAGCCUGUUCAGGAAUAGGGUCACUAUACCCUUUUGAUAUGGCUGCUGUAGUGAGGAUAUGGUUUUUUGGCUUCAGGCCAUGUUAAUGAUGGAAACCUACAUUGAAUGGUUUCAUAUUUGGUUCUAUAUUCUCUAAUUUUUAUAGUGGCAUAAUUUGUUAUAGCCUAAUCUCUGCUGACAAUUUCACAUUCACUCUAUUUAAUAAUAACUUACCUCCUUAGCUGCUGUGGCUGCCACAUGUACAUUUAGGUAACUUUGUUUUGAAAUGAGGUAUAUCCACACACUUUUAAAGUUCAUUUUAUUGCUUUCAAAUUCUUCAAUCUAAAUAAACAUGUUUGGCACAUACCUUUUAUAAAUUAUAUUUCUUAGUGCAUGCAAAUUGGAUUGAUUUUUAUUAUUUCAUUUCAAAUUUACUUUUUAGUUUUAGUCAACGAUAGUAUAUUGCAACAUUUAAAAUAAAUGAAACUUCCACAUUUGUAAAGUGAUGAUUUUGCAUGUACUAUAGAGUUGUGCUGAAUUGGAGAUGGGUUAUGUGGAUACAUGGGUAUGGUAACUAAAGGCUUUUCUGUUUAUUGGCUAAGUAGAGUAAGACUCAGGAUGCCACACUACUUUCCUAAACAUCGUUUAUUGCUGCAUCGGUUUUAAAUAUUUGGAGAUCAUACCAGCCGUGAGAACAGAUCCGGUCGUAUAGCUCAAUAAAAUUCAGUCAAAAAUCUAAAGAAACUUUUUGUCAAAUCGUUUGCUUAUUGUCCACAAAA